Molecule: messenger RNA, 2289 nt
Organism: Branchiostoma floridae (Florida lancelet)
Lineage: Eukaryota; Metazoa; Chordata; Leptocardii; Amphioxiformes; Branchiostomatidae
Product: 3-oxoacyl-[acyl-carrier-protein] reductase FabG-like
Exons: 9
Coding region: 112-891 (259 amino acids)
Molecular function (GO): oxidoreductase activity
Source: RefSeq, a predicted model, not a curated record
AGUCCGCCACCAUGGAUGUCUAAAGUUCAAGUUUAACAAGGAGAGAACAAGUUGAUACUUUAUUUCACCGUCGAAAAGGGACUUGUCAGCGGCGGUGUCUACCCCCACAAAAUGCCUGAUUUGAGAGGAAAGGUAGCCAUAAUUACAGGUGCCAGUUCCGGUAUCGGGAAGGGGACAGCUGUGGAAUUUGCUGGACUGGGAGCGCACCUGGCUCUGACUGGGAGGAACCAGGAAAACCUGCAGGCCACAGCAGAUGCCUGUGUGGAGGCAGGGACUCCGCGAGACAAAAUUCUGCUCGUGACAGGAGACAUCUGUGACGAUAAAGUGCGGAAAAACCUGGUGGAUCAAACUGUGCAGAAGUUUGGCAGGCUCGAUGUGCUGGUAAACAAUGCUGGGAUUAGCUAUCUCGCGGGUCUAGAGACAACAGACAUGGCGAAAUAUGACAAACUGAUGAACGUCAACUUGCGCAGUGUGGUGGCCUUGACUCAGCUCUGCGUGCCACAUCUCGCAAAGACUCGAGGCGCCGUUGUAAAUGUAUCGAGUAUUGCGGGGUUGAGGGCGGUCCCAAUUGUUCUUGCAUACUCUAUGAGCAAAUCAGCUUUGGACCAGUUCACAAGAUGUGCAGCACUUGAACUGGCUUCCAAGCAAAUCAGGGUCAACUCUGUCAACCCAGGUUACAUUCCGACAGAGGUCCUGAAAAAUGCCGGGCUCAGUGAAGAGCAAGCCGCCCAAUUCCUGGAGCGUGAAAAGUCGAACCACGCCCUGGGGAGGGUAGGGGAGGUUGAAGAAGUCGCGAAGACGAUCGCCUUCCUCGCCUCGUCCGACGCCUCUUUCAUUACCGGCGCCCAGGUUCCCGUGGACGGCGGGAGGCACGCGAUGUGCCCCCGCUAAGGGGAGACUCACACGUGCGUAUAUAUUCACGUCCAUAAGAGAUCCUUAUGGAGUUCUUACCCUCUACCUUGCUCCACAGGUCACUGUAAAAAUAGUGGAAAUUGGACAUGUGCAACACACCAAAUGAGUUAGCUGGCGGAGGAGUAUGGUUUGCGACCGAGCUAACUCGUCUGGAAUAUUAUCUUGUCUAUAUUUGUCCAAUUCUAUUAUUUUUUCAGCAACCUGUGGAGCAUGGUAGAAGCUAAGACUUCCACACGAUCCUCAUUCGGACUUGAAUAUGUGUGAAACCACCUUAACGUACGUCCGUUAUGAAUAAGACGAGAUACUUCAAUCAACCAUGAUUGUUAAGGAAAUACUCAAGGUAUGCAUGCAGUAUGUGUUCUGGAUCCUGCGCCUGCAAGCAUAUUGUUUUGAUCUCACUUGAAAGGAAGCGGAAUAACAAAUAUUUGGGGGCAUAACUAUAAACUGCAAGGUGAUGUAUAAGUGUUCACCAAAUUUCAGUCAUUGUCGCCAUUUUCUUUCGCAUGAAGUCGAGGAAAAUGUCUAAACUUCUGUCUUGCUACCCACCCACCCAAUAAACAUUACGACCUUCCGAUCCACCAUCUGUUUGGCUUUUAGGGACGAUCAGUGUAAACAAAAGUAAAGCUGAUUUUCGGCAUUAAGUUUCCCAUGGAGUCAGACUAUACGGUGUUAAUCAAAAGUUCCAUUUGUGCACAGUUGGAUUGCUUAAUUGUGGAGGACUAACCAAAGACUACGUACCGCUGGCAUUUGUGAAUCGUACAUCCUUUUUAAUUGAUAACCAUUGACAUACAUACAGAAUACAGUAACUGUUGUGAUUUUCCCUCUCCAGAAGACAUUGAUAAAAUCAUAUAAUUUUAUUCUACAUAUAAUUUCAGUUAUAUCAUGUUAGUAUUGCAAUUUCGAUGUACUUGUAUCGUAAAAGGAUAUUAUGUAUUGGCUAUCCCUAAGUUGCUAUGAUUUGUAUUGACGGUUAAUUAUACGCGUCAAUGUCAAUUCUCUCAUGUUAUGAAACUUCUUAUUUUAUUUGAUAUAUAUGUAGAUGUAUGUCUGGGGUUACCCCCCAGGGCACAUUGAAAAGCGCCUAGAAAAGGCGAUAUGUUACCCCUGGUAAAAUAAACAAAACAAACAAACAAACAAACUAGUAUACAGUAAUCAGAAAAUGAUUCAAGCUAUGAUAUUUUGUCUAGAUUUUUUUUUUCUAAAAAUGGUGUUCAAGCAAUUUCGUGUAGACUAAUCAUACUGUCAUGUGGCCCACAUGUCCUAUCGACAGUUCAUCAUUUUCCUAAAACUUUCUAAAUCUAUUAAGCCAUUAUGUACAGUUUUCAAGUUUGGUUCGAGUGGGUAAAAGUAAAGUAAGUAAUAUCAUUUAGUCGCUAC